AUGGGUCCCACGAAGCCCAACGUGAGCCAACACACCUCGACGGAAAGCAAAGCUGCUGAGACCACGGCUGGGAUCCCGGUGGAGAUGAGGUCUGGGGAGACCCACGUCCCCCCCGACUGCCGGCUCUACCGCGAGGGGCUUUCGCCUGCUCUAAAUUCCGCCAGUUUCAGAAGGUUUCAGUGGCAUGGGGUCCUCCUCAAAGUCAGUGGGCUGGGGCACCUCAUCCUGCUGGUGCUGGUGGUGGUGCUGAGCGUGCAGGGCGAUGAGAUCCGGGGAAGGAACCACACGGAGCGAUGCCUGAUUUCAUCCCUGAUGCAGUAUUUCUGCGAGCCCCGGCAGGAGAGCCCCACAGCCCGUGCUGGCUGCAAGCUGUGUCCCCAGGACUGGCAGCUCCACAGGGACAGAUGCUACUGGCUUUCCAAGGAAAAGGGAAAUUGGACUCAUGGCAAGACAGACUGCGAAAAUCAGAAGUCUCAGCUGGUAGUGCUCCGGGACAAGAAAGAAGAGGAGUACAUCAAGAUUAUUACAGGCAGAGGCAAACAGCCGGUGUGGAUCGGAUUAAUAUCCCGCAAGAAGUGGAUGUGGGUGGACAACACAUCCUUCAACACCGAAAUACCCGGAGCGUGCCCCAACCCAUCCCUCCAAGAUCUUGCUGUCUGUGCGACGGUCUCGUAUUCCCCUUGCCGAAAAAAAGGGCAGGAGAAACCCCCCCCGCCUCCCCUCUUCUGCACGCCUGCAAGAGUUUGCUCCUCUCACGCAAUAAAAUUUUUGUUCUGCAGGUUUGGCAUCCUGCAGGAGGUGGAUGAAGCGUGCGGGACACUGAGACACGAGGGGGUGGAGGCCAAUACCUGUCAAGAGGAACACAAGUGGGUUUGCCAGAAAGACCCUUUCCCGCUCUCCCCACCGAUGGCAGGAGACGGAGAGAAAUGCAAUCCCUCCGUCUGACGCGUGCCCACCCCGAA
This is a messenger RNA of Pygoscelis adeliae (Adelie penguin), 962 nucleotides long. Its product is annotated as killer cell lectin-like receptor subfamily B member 1B allele B. The transcript has 7 exons. The coding region runs from base 1 to 945 and encodes 314 amino acids. The record is from RefSeq and is a predicted model, not a curated record. Lineage: Eukaryota; Metazoa; Chordata; Aves; Sphenisciformes; Spheniscidae.